Messenger RNA from Acanthopagrus latus (yellowfin seabream), 2937 nucleotides. It is a transcript of the gene coro2a, whose product is annotated as coronin, actin binding protein, 2A. NCBI's taxonomy places the organism in Eukaryota, Metazoa, Chordata, Actinopteri, Spariformes, Sparidae. The transcript is spliced from 12 exons. The record is from RefSeq and is a predicted model, not a curated record. Gene Ontology annotation, molecular function: actin filament binding. Gene Ontology annotation, biological process: actin filament organization. Bases 386 to 1957 code for a protein of 523 amino acids.
ACACACUCACUCCUGCGCUCUCCUGCCUGUUCACACACGCACUCGGCUUCAUGCUGCACACACACGCCCACCGUCUCCUCUGACUGUCUGUGUGGACGUCAAAGAAGAGAAAGAAGCUCGGACGGGACAGUAAGACUCAGGACGGGGCUGCCGGUGUGUGUGUGUGUGUGUGUUUGGUGUGUGUGUGUGUGUUUCCAUGUGUGUGUAUGGGAGCAGUAUUGACCCAUGUGCUUGAGAUAAAGCCAGACAAGUGAUUUUUUUUAAAGGGAGAGUAUUUCAAAAAAAAAACUUUUUUGGCCUGCUGCUCAGACGCAGAGUUGAACUUUUUCUCACUUAAGGACCCGUUGCUCCUUCUCCUCGUGCCGGUGACGACUCAUUUGACAGGAUGACAUGGCGUCCUCAGUACCGCAGCUCCAAGUUCCGCCACGUGUUCGGUAAGGCCGCCACCAAGGAGAGCUGCUAUGAUGGCGUGCCAAUCACACGCAGCGUCCAGGACAACAACUUCUGUGCUGUCAACCCACGUUUCCUGGCAGUCAUCACCGAGUGUGCCGGGGGAGGGGCCUUCCUGGUCCUGUCUAUCCAUCAUACAGGUAAAGUGGACCCUCACACCCCGAGAGUGUCGGGCCACAAAGGCAACGUGUUAGACGUCAAGUGGAAUCCCUUCAGCGACUACUGCAUCGCCUCCUGCUCCGAGGACACCACGGUGAAAGUGUGGGAAAUCCCUCCUCACGGCGUGCUGAAGAACCUGACAGUACCAUGGAAGGAGCUCCAGGGUCACAGCCGCAGAGUAGGCCUCAUCGAGUGGCACCCGACUGCUAACAACAUCCUCUUCAGUACAGCCUACGACUACCAGGUGAUGAUCUGGAACCUGGACUGUCCGGAGCAGGUGAUAAAGAACCCGGUGCGGACCAUCAGCCACCACACAGACGUCGUCCUCUCCAUGUCUUUCAACACCGACGGCAGCCUCCUCGCCACCACCUGCAAAGACAGGAAGGUCCGCCUCAUGGAGUCGCGCUCAGGAAACCUACUGCAGGAAGCCAACAACAAGACGCACAAAGCCAGUAAGGUGCUGAUCCUGGGAAACAUGAAGAUGCUCCUCACGACAGGCACCUCGCGCUGGAACGAUCGACAGAUCGCUCUGUGGGAUCAGGACGAUCUGUCUGUGUCUUUGUUACAAGAAAACCUCGAUGGUUCGUCAGGAAACCUUUUUCCCUUCUAUGACCCUGACACGCACAUGCUCUACAUCGCCGGGAAGGGCGACGGGAAUAUAAGGUACUAUGAGAUCAGCUCAGAAAAACCGUACAUCCACUACCUGACAGAGUACCGCUCAAACCUACCUCAGAAGGGAAUGGGUGUGAUGCCAAAGAGGGGGCUGGAUGUGAGCUCCUGUGAGGUGUUCAGGUUCUACAAACUGGUGACAAUCAAGAGUCUCAUAGAACCUCUUUCCAUGAUCGUACCCCGCCGGUCGGAGUCGUACCAAGAAGACAUCUAUCCAAUGACGGCUGGAAACCGGCCUGCUUUGACUGCAGAGGAGUGGCUCAGUGGCAUCGAUAAAGGCCCCGUGCUGAUGUCACUGAAGCCUGGAAGUCAAGUAGCAGAGUCGUAUUCGGAGAUGAACAAGGAGAGGGGGAGCCUGCUGGACAGCCGCAGGUCUCAGAGCAGACCGGGCAUGCUACAGCUGGCGUACAUUCAAGACCAACUGGGAACCAAAGACGGCAAGGAGGACGACAGCCGCACAGCGGACGACAGGAGUCGGACACCCAUCAGCAACGGAGAGGACCUCGCGCUUUGCUCUCCGCCACGGACAGAGAAUGAGCUGCUUCUGAAGUUCCACAAGCAGCAGGAGGAGAUCCGACGGCUGAGGGAGCUCGUCCACCAGAGGGACGUGCGCGUCAAACAGCUGGAGCUGGAGAUAAAGAACAUCAAAAACUCCCAGGCUCAGAGCUCUGACUUCUAACUUUAAGACUUGUGGAGUCGCCUCUUCACCUCCUCACGCAGGAACACACGCAUUACUGUACAAACCUCCCUAUUUUCAAAUCGCUACACUCGUCUUCGUGUCAGCUCUUGUCCUUUUAAUAAGCCCGGGGAAUUCACUACACAGGGGUGAUUUUUAAACCUCAACUUUAUGUUUGCGUUCACUCUUGUCGUUCUGUCUGUCCCACACAAAGGUGCACAUUACUCUUUUCUUCAUGUACAUACACUCGAACACUGAGUCCAGCCCACCUGUGACAUGUUUCCAAAACUCUUUGCACCUGUCCAACUUCACCACCUUUUUCUUUUUGUACGCUUUCACAGCUAUGCAAGUCCAUUGUAAUUUUUAGCUUUUUUUUUUAAAUUCUCUUUUUAGCCAAGAGAUAUAAAACAAAAAGGAUGUCUGUGCCUGUCUCGAGUCAGUGAUGCCUGCGUGUUGAUCGAGAGUUGUUGCAGGGGAGGCGCAGACAUCCUGUGUGAUUGUGAGAUAACGCUGCAUUUAUUUUCUAGGCUUGGUGAUUGUUGUCCCCCCCCCAAUAUUUAAACUACUGUAAGUGGAGAUGCCUGUGGUGUUUUUAAUGUACGCGUGCUUGAAUGGGAAUGAUCGAAAAUGAUAAAUAUCAUGAUCCCCGCUGUGUUUUUUUUUUUAUUUUUUUUUAUUUUGUUUUUGGGUUCUAUUCAGUGUCAUUUGUCUUUAUUUUUGAAUGACUGGAAAAUUGGUGGGAAUCAAUCAGUUUGACAGCAGCUAAUGUGUAAGCCAACUCUGUACCUGAUGCCGCGAGGGAUUCUUUUGAUCUUCAUUUUUAUAUUUAUUUUUGAAAAAAUACACUCAAAGAAAAAUACCAUUUAAUCAAGUACUUGAAUUGGUGAUACAGCUUGCAAAUUACAUAAAAACUGCAUAUUUGCUUUUUUUUCCUGUUGUGGACUCACUGUGAUGAACUGAUAUAAAGCCAUUGUAGAGCCGGA